GCCCCAGCAGCCCCCGGGCGGAGCGGGGAGAUGGUCUCCAGAGCCGCCGAUCGGCUGCUGAUCGUCGUCUCCGUCCUGGAAGGACGCUAUUUUCCAAAACGACCCAAGCACAUGCUUAUAGUUGAAGCGAAGUUUGAUGGUGAACAGUUGGCUACUGAUCCUGUAGAGCAUGCCGAUCAGCCAGAAUUUGCUACGGAAUUGGCUUGGGAACUUGAUAGGAAAGCACUUCAUCAGCACAGGCUGCAGCGUACGCCUAUCAAACUCCAGUGUUUUGCCUUGGAUCCUGUAUCUUCAGCUAAAGAGAAUAUAGGCUAUAUCAUACUUGAUUUAAGGGCUGUGCAGGAAAAGAAACAGGCACCAAAAUGGUAUCCUCUGCUUAGUAACAAGUACACUAAAUUUAAAUCUGAAAUACAAGUAGGUGUUGUGUUGGAGACUGAUUCAAAAGCACUGGUCGAUGGUUUUAAAGCAAAGGAGGCACCCCCUAGAGAAGGGAAGGCAUCUGCCCUUCUUUCUGGACUAGAUGCUAAAAGUAUUGUACCAGUCUUGAAUGAAGAAGAGGGCUAUCAUCAAAUUGGACCAGCAGAGUAUUGCAGAGACUACUUUGUCUUGUCUGUAACCAUUGCGUUUGCCACACAGUUGGAACAGUUAAUUCCUAGUACUAUGAAGCUUCCUGAACAACAGCCUGAGUUUUUUUUCUACUACUCAUUACUGGGAAAUGAUGUCACAAAUGAACCUUUCACUGAUUUAAUUAAUCCAGACUUUGAGCCAGAAAGAGCUUCAGUUCGAAUACGUAGUACAGCUGAUGUCCUUCAAGUUUAUCUUUGUGCACAGUCAAAAUUGCAGAUCCAUCUUUGCUGUGGGGACCAGUCUCUUGGAAGCACUGAAAUACCCCUGUUUGGACUGCUGAAGAAAGGAAAUGCGGAGAUCGAUCAACACCCUGUGGCAAUAGAAGGAGCAUUUGUCCUUGUUCCACCAAAUAGAGCUAAACAGAAACUGCCGCAGUUGCCUUUGGAUAUGGCUCCUACUGUUGGGGUAUCUGUAAUUCUGCAAAGGGAGACCUUGAAUGCCCAGCCUUUGAUUCCCUUAAAUGCUCCAACUGAACCUAAACAGCCACAGGAGAAAGUUCUUUCACCUAUUAGUGGAAAAACAGAGGGCCUGCAGCAGAGAUCCCAGAAUGUCCCAUCUCAAGCUGACCACUCUUCUUCAACAGAAGAUGCAGCAACAGAAAGUGAAGUGGAAAGCCUUAAGUUUGAAAAAGGCACGAAACUAAAGAAAAAGGGGCUGGUGGCUGAGUCUUGCCAAGAGGUUAACAAACAGUAUACUGAAGAACUUCCAGUUUUCAAAUCGCAGAGCAGAGCGAAGUCACCUCUAUUGUCAGAUAUGCAAAAUUCCACUGAUAAUGGUCCAAUAGCUGCAUCUCAGCCCAACCCUGUGGGUGCAUCCAGUUCUUCUGAGCCUCUGUCAGCACAGAAAAUUGUCAUUCCAGCAGCCUCUCACCAUUUUUGCUUUUCAAUAGACUUACGAAGUAUACGUGGUCUGGAAGUUGGUUUUCCAAUAAACUGCAUUUUAAGGUACUCGUAUCCAUUUUUUGGCAGUGCAGCACCUAUUAUGACAAGCCCACCUGUAGAAGUCAGAAAGAACAUGGAAGUCUUUCUGCCACAGUCCUACUGUGCAUUUGACUUUGCAACUAUACCUCAUCAGCUUCAAGAUACAUUCUUCAGAUUACCUCUGCUGGUUGAAUUGUGGCACAAGGAUAAAACAGCUAAAGACUUACUUCUAGGGGUGGCGAGACUUCAGCUUUCAAAUGUUUUGGCUUUGGAAAAAACCCGGUUCUUGGGUGGUAAUGGUGAACAAUGCUGGCGUCAGACUUGUAAUGAAACAGUCAGUGUCACAGCAGCACAAGGGUCAGGCAACAGAAUAGCAGAGCUUUCGUAUGCUAUCACUUUGGAAGACUACGGGCUUGUGAAAAUGCAAGAAGUUGUGGUGUCAGAUUCCUCUCAAUGUGUAGGUGCUGGUCAACAACGGCAUGUCCCUCACACUCAGCCUCGUUGUGCCCCAGAAAACCAUCCAGAACCUCGAGAAACUCUUGAAUACAAAGCAGCACUGGAGUUAGAAAUGUGGAAGGAAAUGCAAGAGGACAUUUUUGAAAAUCAGCUUAAAAAGAAGGAAAUGGCCCAUAUGCAAGCACUUGCAGAAGAAUGGAAGAAAAGAGAUAGAGAGAGAGAAGCAUUAGUAAAGAAAAAGGUAGCAGAAUAUACUGUUUUGGAAGAACAACUUCAGAAAACCCUGAAGGAUCUAGAUAAGCGAGAACGACAGCUUUUUAGUGCUGAAUCAGAGCUUCAAAGAGUAAAGAAGGAGUUGCAAGCAGAGCAUGAACGAAAUCUGCAGGAGCUACAGGAUUCUGUGCGGCGAGCCAGAGAAGAAUGUGCACACCAGGUUGAGCUAGAAAGGUCAAAAAUCAAACAGCUGGAUGAAGACAAGCUUCGCUUACAGCAGCAGCUUUAUGAAGCAGAAAAUAAGCAUAAAAUUUUGGAGAAGGAGUUCCAGCAAUACAAAGAACAGCAAAGUAGCAAACCAGAAAUCCAGCUACAGUCAGAAAUAAAUCUUCUCACUUUAGAAAAGGUUGAACUUGAAAGAAAGUUAGAGUCAGCUACCAAGUCAAAGCUCCACUACAAACAACAAUGGACAAGGGCUUUGAAAGAACUUGCAAGGUUAAAACAGCGUGAACAAGAAAAUGCAAUGGCUCACCUUAAAAAGCAGCAACAAGAGCUGGAGCACAUGAGGUUGCGCUAUUUGGCAGCAGAAGAAAAAGAGCUGGGGAAGACAGACCGACAAGAGCUGGAGGAUAUCAGAAAUGAACUUAACAGGCUAAAGCAACAAGAAGAAGAGAGAAAGCAAUUGCAAGAUGUUAGAGAGAAUUUUGCUAGUAGAGUGGAUAGUCUUCAUUCUAGAAAAUUAAAUGAGGACAUGGAUGGUUAUCUCUCUCGUCUGAUAGAAGAGAGGGAUACCCUGUUGAGAACAGGAGUAUAUAAUCAUGAAGACCAUAUUGUAAGUGAACUUGAUCGUCAAAUCAGAGAAGCUAUUGCAAAAAGGAACAUCACUAAAUAAAAGCAUACAAAAAGUUGUUAAAAAGAGCCAAAAUCUGAACAGUGAGUGAUUUUUAUAAACCUGUACUACUUUGCAAAAUAUGUAAGACCAUGCUUGAUUUUGCACACUAUUGUUAGCUCUUUUUGAAGUCUGUAAAUAUUUGCAACGUGAAGUUAACCACAGUUGUAAGUUUUACGGGGGUGAUGGCUGUUUUUUAAUGGUUUUAUACUCAUAUGUAUGUAAAUAUAUUUAUCUUGUGUACUUUCUUCUGAAAUGUUUUCUACCUCUCUGCAUCACCCUGGCUAGGUUUAUUUGUAAUAUUUUUAAUAUUCAUUCUAAGAUUUUUGGUCAAUAUUGUCAUAAUUUCUUUCAAUUUUUAAAAAGAUCUCUUCAGCUAUACUAGGGAAAAGUGACAUCAGCUGUUUUCCCUGACAGAACUCUUAAUUCUGAAGUGCAGCACUGACCAAAUGUCACUUUUUUACUAAAUCACAAGAUAGUCAAUUUUUGCUUCUCCAACUGUAGCUAACAUAACUAAGUUCUGUAGUAAAUAAGAGACAAGGUUUUGAGUGUGUGGGGGGAAAACUCUCAAACCUUAUGAAACAAACUGAAUCAAAUAUUAAGUAACUAGCCUGAUUGUACAGGAUGAAAAUCCCUUUGUUGCCCUGGCAGUUUUGCACAUAGGCCUGUAAGGGUGAACCCGAGAAGGUGAAGACAUUGUUCAGAAAUACGCAUGCAUUCUUACAUCCAUCCCUAAUGAGGAAAGAUACUUGAAGCACUAAUUCCAUGAACUUAUACACUUUAAAUUCUGAACAUAUAUAUAAAACAAGAGCUUUUCUAAGUAAAGAUGUUUCCCUUAAUCAAGACCUAACCACUUUCCAGUUACAUAUAUUUCAAAGCAUGUUAUCUCAUUACCACUUAAAUUGUAUGUAAGAUUUCGUUUGAUUGUGUGAGUAUAAACAGGGCACAGUGUCAAGGUGUCAAAUGCCAGAAGAGAAACCCACAAGAAAUGUUAGUUUGUGCAUAAUCACAGUUCAAAAAGUUUUGGUUUCCAGCCUUCAUUCUAUUUCAGUAAUUUUAAAAUAAUUUGUGUGGAUCUAGCUAACAACAGUAACUUACAACACUGUCCUUUCCAUAGGCAUUUUUCUGUCCUGUAGGCACAAAUGUUUCUCUAUUUGAAUGUCAAGUACUGAAAACGUCUUAAGAUUUGUUACUUUUAGAAUGAACAAAGAUAGCAAUGCAAAAAUUCCUUUUUUUAACUUAAAAUCAGUGAACUUCCAUGGACAUGGCUGUAUGUGUGGCCUUCCUGUUUUGUAUGGUAUUAAUUAUAAAAUGUUUUUUUCUAUAUUGUAUCUGGCUUUGCCUCUAGGUGCAUUGUUUUUCCUCCUCCCUACCAUGGGUGUAUCUCCUUUUAAAUAAACUGUUUGUUUAGGCUCCUUAGAAAAGUUCUAAACAAGCUGUAUAAACAUAGAGAUCAUAUUCUGUGAGGAAUUAUCAUUUACCAAUACCAGACUUUGUAAGAAAUGCUUUUGUAAUACUUUGCACACUCCUGUGUUUUUCAAAUUAGUGUGCUUAAAGAGAUCCCUCUCCACUAGGAAAGCAAAUAACACCUUCAUAAAUACAAUACAAAUCCAUGAAAAAUAAUUUUACAACUUUUUCACGUUAUAGCUUUGUCAUAUCACUGAUGCAUGAUCAUAUGCAAUUAUUGUAAAUUAAUCGGGGAGCUUCUGUCUUGACAGGAAGACUUGCUCAUGCUGUUUUUCUUCAAAUGCUCGCUCACUUGCUGGAAGUGUAGUUUCUUCUUCAAACGCUGGAGGGUGCCUUAGACUUAAAGAUCAAAAGAUUAUGUUGACUAAAUUUUUGUAACUGGUGACUUUUUUGAACUGGUAUUCUGUGACUUUUCAGGUGUGUUACUUUAUUAAAUAAAAUUCAAAUUUUA
Molecule: messenger RNA, 5023 nt
Organism: Gymnogyps californianus (California condor)
Lineage: Eukaryota; Metazoa; Chordata; Aves; Accipitriformes; Cathartidae
Gene: CEP120
Product: centrosomal protein 120
Exons: 21
Coding region: 31-3108 (1025 amino acids)
Biological process (GO): centrosome cycle; positive regulation of centriole elongation; interkinetic nuclear migration
Cellular component (GO): centrosome; centriole
Source: RefSeq, a predicted model, not a curated record